ACGUCACGACUACUUGGGCUUGGCCCUUCAAUAUAGGCCCAAAAAAAGAGCAGCUAUUCAUCUCUCUCCGUCCUUCUGCAGAACAUAACGCUCUGUUUCAGAAGAAACCCUAAUCUGCAAGUCUCGAACCAGCGUCGCUGUUUUCCUUGCCGUAGAACGUCCUAGCUCUGCCUUCCCCGCCAUCUUCGCCCUCUCUCUGAAAGCUUUUGCUCCAUUGCCUUCAUCGUGGACUGGAUACCAUACAAGUUUUUGAAGGAUGAAAUGCAUGUUCCAUGUUAUCGAUGGAAGGGAUAAAGUUAUGGCAAUGAACCAUGUUAGAUCGGUUAAAGGGAUCAUCGUUAGCAAGGAGGCAAUUGGGGUGAUAUGCCAACGAACAUAUUCUGCUGGUAAAGCAAAGAAGGGCUCUAAAGGGAGUGCGGCCAGUGAUGCACCAAAAGCUUCAAUUCUUAGCAAAGAAGUCAAGUCUACUACAGUGGUUGGUGCCAAUAUCCUCAAGGAUGGGGCAGACCCCAAGAUCCUGGCUGAUUCUGAAUACCCUGAUUGGCUGUGGCAUUUGCUCGAUAAAUGCCCAGCAUUGAGUGAAUUAAGGAGGAAGAACGUUGAAACUCUCCCUUACGAAGAUCUCAAACGCUUUGUUAAAUUGGACAACCGAGCAAGGAUCAAGGAAAACAACUCCAUUAAGGCUAAGAACUGAGAAAGAAAAUUGGUUAAGAGGCAUUAUUACCUUGUGAAGUGUGAUUCAUUUUUAUGUUCUGGGAUUCCUGUGAGUGAUUAACCUGGAUGUGUGGAAAUGGUCCAAUGGGAUCAGGACAGAGAUGAAGUGAUUGGCAUUUCUCUGUAGCUUCCGGCACUUUUUUGUUUACUUUCUAGAUUUACCAAGUUUAAUGGUGUAAAAAGACUUGGUAAAAAGAUCUGAUAUGUUGUCGCUUGCGAUGUGGCAGAACCCUACCAUGGUAUUUAUUACCUUUUGCUUAACAUUAUAAUGGGACUGGGUUGUACAGUCUCUUUGUGGUU
Juglans microcarpa x Juglans regia is the source of this 1014-nucleotide messenger RNA. RefSeq names its product 54S ribosomal protein L37, mitochondrial-like. The transcript is spliced from 4 exons. Gene Ontology annotation, cellular component: mitochondrial large ribosomal subunit. Lineage: Eukaryota; Viridiplantae; Streptophyta; Magnoliopsida; Fagales; Juglandaceae. The record is from RefSeq and is a predicted model, not a curated record. Bases 257 to 694 code for a protein of 145 amino acids. Gene Ontology annotation, molecular function: structural constituent of ribosome.